AUGAGAGCGAAAGAAGAAAAUGUUCCACUUUCUCAAAUUUACAAUGAAGAAGUUGGAAAACUAUACAAUCAAGGCUUUGUCAUAUUAACCAAUAUUCCGCAAUUUUCAAGUGUUAAAACAGCUCUAUACAAAUCUAGGCAAAGUGCCGAAGGAUACGAUCGAGAAGCUAUAUGUAUGGAAGAUUUAGAAAUUCCUAAUGAAUUAUUAGCAAUGGAUGAUAACUUUAGUUUCUUGUUGUUCGAUGAUUUAAAAGAUAGCCGAAUUUUGGUAUUUUCAAAAAUUGUGAUGGAUUUUGAAAUUGCAGUUAUAAUUUCGCUGAAAAAUAUUUUUCCUUCCUUAAAUAUAAGAGGUUGCAAUUUCCACUUAAAUCAGUGUCUGUGGAGAAAGAUUCAAGACUUGGGACUUGUUAACGAAUAUAGGCAUAAUGAAGAAAUUAGAACCCAUCUCAGAAUGUGCGCGUCCCUUGCAUACAUACCCGCGGAAUGUGUCGAUGAUGGUUGGCUGUGCAUACAAGAAAGUUCACCUCGUAAUGCAAGAUUAGAGGCAUUUUAUGAUUACUUUGUUGAGCAGUGGCUUGAAAAUGACGUCGUAACUAUACAGAUGUGGAAUUGCAAUGAAAAAUUGCACAGGACAAAUAAUAUUGUUGAAGGAUGGCAUCAUAAAUUAAAUUCUGUUAUUAGGAAAAUCCAUCCUAAAACUCUAGAACUGAUAAAAUUUUUGAAAAACGAAGCUAAAGAAAGUGAUUAUUUUAUAGAUCGUCGUUAUGUAAAUUUAGAAGGGAAAAGAAGGAAAACAUGUGUGAUCAAAAAGGAGAAAAGAAUCCAACGUAUUAUGCAAGGAUUUUACUCAUCACAAAAUAUAAGAAAGUGCUUAUUAUCUCUUUCUUAUCUACAAAAAUUCGAUUAAAACAUCUGAAAAUUUUAUCUAAAAAUAACUUUUUUUUUUUUUUUUUUUUUUUUUUAAAGGGAAAGUGACUAACAUCACACAACUUUUAAACACGCCAGUAUUUUUACUGCCAGUCCUAAGCCUGUGUGAAGGAAAGUUGAAUUUUCUCUGUUAUUAAAUUGAUAAUUUUAGUUAUAAGGUAUUUUCUGCCUCCUUUCCGCAUGCCUUCGUGAUUAAUUGGAAGCAUACUCGGGCGUGUAUUCGAGAGGUCCAGGGUUCGAGACUCGGGGAGGGCACUGCAUAUUUUUCACGUUUGCUGCAUUGAUUAAACCUAAUAACGUCACACUGUAAUCAAAUUUAUUAAAUUUUCUAAUCGUAGCA
Stegodyphus dumicola is the source of this 1266-nucleotide messenger RNA. RefSeq lists its product as uncharacterized. The record is from RefSeq and is a predicted model, not a curated record. Lineage: Eukaryota; Metazoa; Arthropoda; Arachnida; Araneae; Eresidae.